CUCUGAGCGCAUGCGCAUUGAGACAUCUCAUCAUGGCGGACACAGGCUGGUCAAGCUGUGCGAGGAGUUUAAAAGGUGUCAUUCUUGACAUGUGUGGAGUUUUGUAUGACAGCGGGGAGGGCGACGGGGUUGCUAUUCCCGGCUCCAUCGAAGCCGUGAGAAAGCUCAAAGCUUCUGACCUGAAGCUGCGGUUCUGCACCAAUGAAACUCAAGCAUCAAGAGAUAAGUUUGUUGCCAAACUGCAAAGAUUGGGCUUUGACAUUUCCGUGGAGGAGGUCUUCUCUCCUGCACCGGCUGCCGUGGCUGUGUUGAAGCAAAGAGGGCUGCGGCCCCACCUGCUGGUUCAUGACGCGCUCCUCCCAGAGUUUGCCGGUGUUGACAAGAGCGACCCCAACUGCGUAGUGAUCGGUGACGCGGCUGACAAUUUCUCCUACCAGAACCUGAAUGAGGCCUUCAGGGUUCUGAUCGGCCUGGAGAAGCCAGUGCUGUUUUCUCUUGGCAGAGGGAAAUACUACAAGGAGAUGGAUGGUUUGAGUCUGGAUGUUGGGGUUUACAUGAAGGCUCUGGAGUACGCCACUGAUGCGGAGGCUGAAGUCAUCGGGAAGCCGGCGACCUCGUUCUUCCAAAGUGUUCUCAACGACAUGGUGCUGCAGUCACAUGAGGUGAUGAUGAUCGGCGAUGAUCUGGUGAAUGACGUCGGCGGUGCCCAGCAAUGCGGAAUGAAAGGCGUGCAAGUUCGAACGGGCAAAUACAGGCCCAGCGACGAGAAGCACCCGACAGUGACGGCGGAUGGAACGGUGGACGACCUGGCCCAGGCGGUGGACAUGAUCCUCGGUCAGAGAUGCUAAGGUCAACAAGGUCGUCGUCGUUCCUGAAGUGACACUAAAUAUUGCAUUUAUAUAUAUAUAUAUAUAUAUAUAUAUAUAUCGCAUUGAUAUGACAAAAUUUACGGGGGGGGGGCAGACUAUAUAUUUUAGACGUAACAGUCCACCUGGUAUUAUUGUAUCUGUAAAAUUGUCAUGCAAUCUGCUAUUAUUUAUUAUUUUAUAUUUAUAUUUAAAUAUUUUAAAAAUAAUAAAAUAUUAUAAUAAUUACAAUAAAAUUAAAAUAAUAUAAUAAUUAUAUUAUUAUUAUGUAAAAUAUGCAAAUAUAACAAUAAUAUUAUAUAUAAUUAAUAUAAUAAUUAGUAUUAAUAUAAUAAUUAUAAUAAUAAUAGUUCUAAUAAUAAUUAUAAUAAUCUAAUAAUUAUUAUUAUUAUUAUAAUUAUUAUUAUUAUUAUUAUGUGCUUGUGUCCCUUUUUUCAGGAGCACUUUGUAAACAACAGACCAUGUCAAACAACGAAAUUGAUCCAACCAUCAAAAGGUUGGCUCAGGCCAUGAUGCCAGGUUGUAUGUUGACUUUAAAUGAAAUACUUUGGAAAGAUUGGGCGGGCCGUAUUCAAACACUUGGCGGGCCGGAUGUGGCCCCCGGGCCGUAGUUUGCCCACCCCUGGUCUAGAACAUCUUGAAAUGUGUCACAGCACGAUCACCUGAGAGUAGCGUAGCCGCCAACUGACCGGGCGACGCUCUUGCGUGCGGUCAAAAAGCCCGUAAACGUGUUUCCUAGAGAAAGUGCUUAGGUAAAGACAUGAGCGCCUAUGGACAAAAUAUUGGAACACCAACACCAGGAAGAGCUUUUAAGAUGUGUAGCGAAGCUGAUGGCAUUAACAGAUACAACUUCAAAAGUGAUGUGAACACGGAGCAUCGUUUGACAUCUGCAGCAUCUUCAGAGGGGAACCCCUGAUUGGCGUGUCUUUUGUCCAUAUACGGUCCAUACUUUGGAUUUGUCACAAAUCAAUAAAGACAUUUUUACCACAUGUGUCAGUCUUGGGAACUUUAUCCAAGAAUUCAUUAGUUCCCGCUUUGCACGGGAAAGGAGCUGGUCUGAAAGAUGGAAAAAGCGAGGCCAAGCAUGACCAAUGGACCUUCUUUGGUCCUUAAACCAAACUCUUGAAACCGUCACUGGUGUCAUAGCGAGCUUCUCCUGGAGGCCUGAUU
Doryrhamphus excisus (bluestripe pipefish) is the source of this 2036-nucleotide messenger RNA. RefSeq names its product phospholysine phosphohistidine inorganic pyrophosphate phosphatase (gene lhpp). NCBI's taxonomy places the organism in Eukaryota, Metazoa, Chordata, Actinopteri, Syngnathiformes, Syngnathidae. Gene Ontology annotation, cellular component: cytosol; cytoplasm. Gene Ontology annotation, molecular function: phosphatase activity; inorganic diphosphate phosphatase activity. The record is from RefSeq and is a predicted model, not a curated record. Gene Ontology annotation, biological process: dephosphorylation.